UCUCAUCUUGUGGAGCGAAAUUGGGAAUAAUUUUAUUUACAAAUUCAGCAAUGGAGGCUCAUAAAUCAGGAAAAGGGAGGGUUGUUUCACAGAAUAAUUAUAGACGGAGAUACCAAAUUCGAAACAGAACUUGUUAUGGUUGUGGCAAACUAGGUCAUUUUGUAAGGGAUUGCCCAACAAAGAGAAGAAAUAAUGGUGCACAGUUCAAGCCCAAGAACCAACAAAAAAACUAUGUGAACCAGCGACCUGUAAAAGGCAUAUGGACAGAUGGUUCAAUGCGGUCCAAUUUUAAGCAGGAGAACAAAUGUCGCCAUGAAAUUUCUAGGAAAAAUUCAGCCUCAAAUUUACACGAAGGUUUUUCUUCACGGCCUUCAGAUCUCUCUGAAGAUUAUUCCUCAUCAACCUUAGAUUCCUCUGAAGAUAAUUCCUCAUCAGCCUCAGAUUUCUUUGAACAUAAUUCCUCAUCAGAUUUGCCUUAUGAUUUCUCUGAAAAUUAUUCCCCAUUAGCCUCAGAUUUCUUUGAAUAUUAUUCCUCAUCAAAUUUCUCUGAAGAUUUCUCUCAAGAUUAUUCCUCAUCAGCCUCAGAUUUAUCUGAAGAUUGUUACUCAUCAGGCUCAGAUUUCUCUGGAGAUUAUUCCUCAUCAGAUUUAUCUGAAGAUUGUUACUCAUCAGGCUCAGAUUUCUCUGGAGAUUAUUCCUCAUCAGAUUUAUCUAAAGAUUGUUACUCAUCAGGCUCAGAUUUCUCUGGAGAUUAUUCCUCAUCAGAUUUAUCUGAAGAUUUCUCUCAAGAUUAUUCAUCAGAUUCAUUGGAAGACUACUCCUUUGCAGCCUACGGUAAUCAAUUUGAAGAUUAUCUGUCGUCAGCCUCAGAAAGUUCAUCAGCCUUACAUUCGUCUGAAAUUUAUUCCUCAUCAGUGUCAGAUUCGUCCCAGUUUUCUUCCUCGUCAGCCUCAUAUUCAUCCAUAGUCUAUUCCUCAUCAGACACAGACAAUUCUGAAGAUCAGGAUAUAAAUGAAUUUAGAGAGUGCGAAGAAAUACAGCCUCUUCAGUGUGCAACUUCGAGUAUAACUCAGAAAACAUCGGAUGAAUGUCUUCAAUUUCCUAUUGGCACUGGUGUCGAGUCCCUUUCACAAAUCAUAGGACAAGUUUCUAAACAGAGUCUGGACUCUGCAGAAUGUCACAAGGCUGUUCAAACUAUGCAUAAUUUAUCAAUGUUGCUGCUCAUUAAUUCAUCAUUUUCAGACAAUCUGAGCGAAUCUGAUCUCCAAACUCUCCAGUCUGUCAUCUGCAAUCUAUCUCAGUGUCUUAUGAAAAGUAGAGGUGUUUCAAAUUCAACAGAAGUAUCUGCUUUCAUGACUGAUAAACAACUGGUUGCUGCCAACUCAGGGGAAACUAAAAAGGAUUGCCAUGCUCCUGAAGAAAAGGAAGAUCCGGUUGGAAAUAUAAGUUUUCAAAUGUCUGCAGAAGUUUAUCAGUCACAAAUGGUUAAUAUUGAGGUGGAAUUGAAUUUAAUAAAAUCUGAAAUCAGCUGCCUCAGAAGGGAGCUUGAAAUAGAGGGUUUAAACAAGACUCAUGCAGGUACACAUGAAAAUGGAGAUAAUGAAACUUUAGCAAACAGGAAUGAUGUAAACAAUGGGAGUUGUGCAGAAGUGAAUUUAGUUAUAAAGGAAAAUGACUUUGACUACACUUCUGCACCAGUUUCACAAGAGGGAAGUAAUUAUCUACCUGAUUUGAACUUGAAUCCAAAUAUGGAUGAUGGAUUAUACAUAGGUGAAAUUUACAUCAAGAAAUACACAGACGACGUUAUUUCAAAAAGCAAUAUUAGUGAGGAGCCUAUUCAUAAAAAUAGUUUGAAUACUACUGCUCAUAAUCCAGGGCAACCAAAUACAGAGGCAGAAACCAAGCAAAUUGAAGACCAAUUCAGAGUUUUACAAGAACCUAGGAGCUGUUCUGAAUCUGAUAUAGAAUAUAUGAGAGAUUAUACUUCCAACACUGUGCUAGAAGAUGAUGCAAUGAGUGAAAGUCCCACUAAGAUUGGAUGUUCAAUUUAUGGCCAUGAACUAGAAAAUGAUGAUGUCAUGCAUACAUUGGAUGAAAAACCAUUCUUUGAAUCAUAUUUCAAGUAGGGAACAUUUUUUGCUGGAAGAUGGUGCAAUGACUGAAAGUCCUACUAAGAUUGGAUCUGCGAUUGAUGAGCAUGACUUAGAAAAUGUUGAUGUUAGACAUGCUUUGGAAGAAAGUCCAUGUUUGGAAUCAGAUUCAACUUGGUAACAGAUCAACUUUUUCUUACAUUAGAUUCACAGUUCUUAUUUUGUGGAGCGAAAUUGUGAAUUACUUUAUUUACCAAUUCAUUCAAAGUGUCUCUCUGUCUUUUCACACUUUUCAUCAUAAGAAAUUCAUUCUU
Cryptomeria japonica (Japanese cedar) is the source of this 2404-nucleotide messenger RNA. RefSeq lists its product as uncharacterized. The record is from RefSeq and is a predicted model, not a curated record. Bases 51 to 2126 code for a protein of 691 amino acids. Gene Ontology annotation, molecular function: nucleic acid binding; zinc ion binding. NCBI's taxonomy places the organism in Eukaryota, Viridiplantae, Streptophyta, Pinopsida, Cupressales, Cupressaceae. The transcript is spliced from 4 exons.